CAUUAAAUAACGUUCGCUAACAAAGCAGCCUAAUUUGUAAUCCAAACAGAACGAAUGGCACUCUGGCCACGGUUUUGGCCGUACAUCCGGCAGCGAUGACGAUUAUUAUUGUUUGCCCUUUUUCCCUUCCGGCAUGCCAAACUGGCCAUGAAUGGGGAAGUAGUAACACGAAUGCGCUGCGCGGAUAAUUGACAAGCCCAGCAGCAGGCCCCCAACGGGUUGGCACGGAUUGCGAUUGGUUUCUGGCCACGUUAGCAACAGUACUAGUGAAGAACUGUGAAAAAGAUCGGAGCAGAUCCUGCAACCUACCCGGAAUCAGGACACUUAAAAACCGGGCGGGUCGUUCAGCGAAUCGCUAUUCCGCGACGAGCAUGUGUCGAUGUUGACGUGGAAUAAACAAACAAACAAACAAAAACAAAACAACCAAAACAGCAUUAAUUAAAACACUCCAUUUAGAGAUUGCGUGAUAGAUGAUUGAUGCUAUGGAUCGGUGUGUGUGUGUGUGUGUGUGUGUGUGUGGUUGCGUAUGUGGGUGUCUAUGUGUGAGAGUGCGUGCUUAUGUGGGCAACAUGAUUGUCGGUGGCCGAGAUUACCAGCGCAGCGCGCGUUCGUUAAGCGAGGGAGAAUGUGUUCGGUCGUCGGUCGAAACCGAUGAGCCGCUUCCUCCUCUCCCUUCCGUUUUGCGGCUCGAAUCCUACUGAAUCUGCGAUCCACGCGUUCCACAGAAUCUCGUCGCAUCUCGCACUCGUACGGCUCUCACGAGUGAACCCUGGGGCCGAACGAUCCGUUUUAGGUGCGCGCUUGGGUCACGUACCGCGCGUAUCAUUCCGUAGGUUUGAAUUGUCCCGGUUGGGGUCUCGCGAUUCAGCAGCAGCGCGGUUCCUCUGCACCACGAUAGGAACACAGAAUGCGGUGUUUACACGCGAUCCCGAUUUGAUGCGGCGAACGUUCCAGCUCGAGGGCCCGUAUCCCCGGCAUCCGUUGCCCGAGUCGUGGACGUACUUUAACCAGAAGUACAACUACCAGCGCGGUAUGCUGUUCAUGGAUGGCGAAGAGUGGCUGCAGGCACGUAAGCUCUUCAACAAACCACUGCUGAAGAACGUGACCUGGAUGGAAGCCCCGAUAGAGCGCGUCUGCGCGGAGAAGGUCGAAGAGAUCAAAGCGAUCUCGGCGCGUCACCGGUCCGGUGCCUUCGACAACAUUGAGCAGUUCCUGUACCGGUGGUCGGUCGAAGUGGUGCUGAGCCUGAUGCUGGGACAAUCGUUCGCCCGCUGCCAGCAGUCGGCCGAGUUUCGCGCCCUGGUGUCGCAAUUCUCCGCCGUCGUGUACGAAAUAUUCCGAUGCAGCUCCGAGCUGAUGAACGUACCACCGGCCCUCGCCGAUCGCAUGAACCUGGCGCCCUGGCAGCAGUUCGAGCAGGUAGUACCUAAAACGAUUAGCCUAGCUUCAUCGAUCAUCCAGUUUGGAAUGCAGCACACCGAACUGAAGGACGGAUUGCUGUACGAGCUGCACGAUCAAAUCGACGAGGAGCUGCUGAGGCGCAUUUUUGUCGAUUUCAUUAUAGCAGCCGGUGAUACGACUUCCUUUGCAACCGUGUGGGCUCUUUAUUCCCUCGCCUCGAACCCGGACGUGCAAGAAGCCGUACGCCACAGCAUCGAGCAAUCGGGCGGUCUUAGCUCGGUCGCCGUCAACGGUGUGGUACGGGAAACGUUACGAUUGUACCCGGUUGCGCCCUUCGUGGGACGGUUCGCUGAGGCGGAUGCCCCGUUCGGUGGUUACCAUCUGCCCAAAGAUACGCUGGUACUGCUGUCGCUGUACAGUGCCGGGCGGGAUGAGCGCUUCUUUAGCGCUCCGGACGACUUCAAUCCCUACCGAUGGCAACGAUCCAGUGGCAGCGAGCAAUCGGUCUCGUCGGCACCGCUGGCCACACCAUCCGCCUCACUGCCAUUCGCCAUCGGUGCACGGUCUUGUGUUGGCCGUAAGAUCGCACUACUCCAGAUGGAGUACCUGUUGUCAAUGUUGCUGACGGAGUUUCGGCUGGAGCUGGACGGGCCAAACCAUCCACCGGUACGCCCGGUCCUGAAACUCAUCACCGUACCUGACCACCAGGUCAACAUUGCCUUCAAGCCUCUUCGGGAUCGUCGUGCAUAACGUCG
Molecule: messenger RNA, 2156 nt
Organism: Anopheles aquasalis
Lineage: Eukaryota; Metazoa; Arthropoda; Insecta; Diptera; Culicidae
Gene: sad
Product: Cytochrome P450 family protein sad
Molecular function (GO): oxidoreductase activity, acting on paired donors, with incorporation or reduction of molecular oxygen; iron ion binding; monooxygenase activity
Source: RefSeq, a predicted model, not a curated record